This is a messenger RNA of Anopheles coluzzii, 1622 nucleotides long. RefSeq names its product serine/arginine repetitive matrix protein 2-like. The record is from RefSeq and is a predicted model, not a curated record. The transcript is spliced from 2 exons. The coding region runs from base 863 to 1498 and encodes 211 amino acids. NCBI's taxonomy places the organism in Eukaryota, Metazoa, Arthropoda, Insecta, Diptera, Culicidae.
ACACAGCGUUGACUGUGCUUCUUCUUUCACUGUCACCAGCGUGUGGUGAAGCCGUUUUUUAUUCAAAUUCCCUUGUGGCAAAAGUAAAAAACCUGUUUUGUGCAGCCGUUUGGAGGAAGAUUCUUCAAUUCGGUUAAGCGAAGAGCGUUACCAGUUUGUCAACAAUUCUCCCAAGGGCCCACGCUAUUUCUUCUUCCGGAGUUGUUAUGCCUAACUGGAAGUAUAUGCACAAACAACUCACUUCGACGCAAACAAAGCUAUUAAAAUCAGUCAAUCUAAUGAAUUACUACGUUGCAAAUGGACAUUUUAAAUCAAUUAGAUCGAUUAAGAUCACUUAGACCGUUUGAUUCUUCUACCUAUCCCUAACUACUAUUGUUGUUUAUAAUUAGCAUAAUAUCGUAAAUUCCCUCCUCAAGUUCUUCGCUGUUCUUUCAUAAUUUUCACGAUAUUAUCACAGUUGUGGAUUUCUUUUUGUAAUUCUUAACAUACUUCUUCAUCUCGGGGCCGUCCGGUGAUCUAGUAGAUGCAUCGAGAAGGUUGGAAUCGCUGUUACAAGGCCGGGCGGGUUCAAUCCCCAUCCGGAUCGUGUGUCACCCACAAGCAACAACUUUACUGUUUUGGUUGGAUGGUUUUUCAUCUUUAUGAUAAGCAUAUUUAUAAGCUGUUAUUAUCGAUUAGCUAAGUAGAAAUUCUUGAGUCAGUUCUUGAGAAUGUGAACUUCGCACCGAGAUGUAUCAGGAAACCACUCAUAUUUUCUAAUCAAAGCAUGCAGAGGUAUAUUCCCAUGCUUGUAUUUCAAGCUUCCUACCAGCAAAGUAGGCUUCUAUUCACCUAUCAGCAGUAACGCAAACGGUUUUAAAAAAUGAUGCCGUAUAUUUUGAGUAUUUUGCACAACUCUGGGACCCCUCAGGAUGUCAUUAGCAUAUGUGAAAAGCUGCCACAGUUCAGUACCAGCUCAGAGAUACCGGAGGGCGAUCUCAAGUCCCCCACCGAAGAAGCACUCGAAGAGGCCUUAAGAAUGGGCCUUAUCCGGCGGAAUGCAAGAAACAAAACAUACACACUAGCGAACAAGUGGUUCUUGCCAGAAACGCAAUCAUUCCAACUGGAACUGCAAGAAAUUGUCCGAAACAUGCCGCAAACACUUGCCGCAGCUCUCGAUCCCGCUAACCAGGAUGUGCCUACCUCAUCGAACCACCCAAUGGACUGUAUGGGACCGGGCAUGACGCAACGGCGCAGUCCCGCUCAAAUACGUGCCAUCGCUAUCUACCGCAGAAUGCGUGAACAGCGCGAACGGGAAGAACGCGAAGCUGCGGCACGUUCCAGAAAACGGCGCAACUCUCGAUCUCGGUCACGGUCAAGAUCAGGGGCGCGCCGUACACGCCGUGCGUCUACUAGUACGAGCAGAGCGCGUCCCCCAUCAAAGCGACGAUCCUCGUCACGUUCACGAUCACGCUCGACGGCAAGAAAUCGCAGCACGAGUCGAUCUCGACGACGUUAAUGUGACGUUCGAAAAGUAACUCACAAUUUAGAAAAAUAAUCCUGGUUUGGUUAUUUAGGAUGUACUUGGAAUAUUUCUGGAAAUCAAAUCUUUGUAAAUAAAUCACUCAGUACUACUUCACUCA